Molecule: messenger RNA, 462 nt
Organism: Cucurbitaria berberidis CBS 394.84
Lineage: Eukaryota; Fungi; Ascomycota; Dothideomycetes; Pleosporales; Cucurbitariaceae
Exons: 1
Coding region: 1-462 (153 amino acids)
Source: RefSeq, a predicted model, not a curated record
AUGGUGUCCUUCCACAUCACCGAGCCCCAUCCCUCCGUCGGCUCCACCUACAUCUACUCCGGACGUGGCGGCGCCGGCAACGCCAUGCGCAUCAAGCCCAGCGAAGUCACACCCGGCCAAACCGCCUCAGGCCCAGCAUCGCGCGUCAAGCUCCCUGCUCCCCCAACCAACGCCUUCUACGCCACCGGACGCGGAGGCGCAGGCAACAUGAAGAAGAGCGAGCGCGCCAUGUUCAGCUUCGACGAGGAGCUACAACAGCAGGAGCGCCUGCGAUCGCAGCAAGCACCCGUCUACCACAUUGGCCGCGGUGGCGCUGGCAACCUCGUCGACGAGAUGAAGCCCCGCUCGCAGCGCCAGAACUCUUCAUCAUCAACCUCUUCAGUUGAGUCGGAGAAGGAUGGUGUACGUCGCAGCGUCGACAGUGCGUGGAAGCGCCUGAGCAGGCAGUUUUCUCACCAGUAG